Messenger RNA from Nilaparvata lugens (brown planthopper), 1972 nucleotides. It is a transcript of the gene Hsf, whose product is annotated as heat shock factor protein. The transcript has 11 exons. Gene Ontology annotation, molecular function: DNA-binding transcription factor activity; sequence-specific DNA binding. Bases 14 to 1957 code for a protein of 647 amino acids. The record is from RefSeq and is a predicted model, not a curated record. Gene Ontology annotation, biological process: regulation of DNA-templated transcription. Lineage: Eukaryota; Metazoa; Arthropoda; Insecta; Hemiptera; Delphacidae.
AUUAUUAUUACCGAUGUACUACAAGCACAACAAUAUGGCUAGUUUCAUUAGACAGCUGAAUAUGUAUGGCUUCCACAAGAACUUAUCACUGGAAUCUGGCUGCGCCAAAAUGGAAGACGUUGUAAUAGAGUUUUAUCAUCCGUGUUUCCAGAAGAAUAAUCCCAAUUUACUCCAGAAUAUCAAGCGAAAGAUGAACGCACGCGGCGGAACGGCGGGCGGGGGAAGUGGUGGAGGAGCCGUGAGCGCUUCACCCGACCCGAUGCUGGUGAGUCAGCUGUUGCUGGACGUGAAGCGCAUGAAGUCCCGACAGGACUCGGUCGACUCGCGCUUCAAUCAGCUCAAGAUGGAGAACGAAGCCCUCUGGCGCGAGGUGGCCAUCAUGCGCCAGAAGCAUAUCAAACAACAGCAGAUUGUCAACAAGUUGAUCCAGUUCCUAUUGACCGUGGUGCAGCAUCCGUCGAAUGGAUUCAGCGUGAAGCGGCGAGGCCUGCCUUUGAUGCUGCAAGAUCACUCAGUUCCUAGCAAUCAGUUGAAUAAAAACAAUCAGAGCCUGUCAGAAGUGUCUCGAUCGCCGACUGGACCCGUGAUACACGAGAUCGAUCCAAACGAGUACGCCGCCUCUUUGCUCUUGAACGAUGUGCAAUCCGCAUCUCAACAGACACCCGACCAGCAAGUCAACGAUCAGACGAUAACUACUGACGCGACCGCGACCACAACAGCUGACGAAUUGCUCGAUUUGCCCAAUCAGCUGUUGGCAGAGCAACUAUCAGCUGAUGGCGACGAGCAGACUGAACAGCUGUUUGCCAGACCCAAGCAGAUUAGGCCCGGCAAACGACGCCCCCGGAAGCCGGCCGCAACUAAAAAGUUGCCGAGCAAAGUUGCCGAUGUGUGUCCCGGUCAACCUGAUAUCGAUGGGUUGGAUUUGGACGACUUCCCUCUCAUAAUCAACGGCUCCCAGGCCCUGGAGCAACUCACCAAUCUACCUACAUCAUCCAAUGAUGGCCUAUUGCCUUCUGACAAUGAUGCCAACAUUGAAGCUCUCACAACACCGAUCACUAACCUAACAGCUGAUUCAUCCAUUGCCAACCUUACAACGGACACGCCCAUAAUCAGUCUAUCAGCUGAUUCGCCUAUUACCAACCUCACAGCUGAUGUGCCCAUCAUCAGUCUAUCAGCUGAUUCGCCGAUUACCAACCUCACAGCUGAUGCACCCAUAAUCAGUCUAACAGCUGAUUCGCCGGUUACCAACCUCACAGCUGAUGCACCCAUAAUCAGUCUAACAGCUGAUUCUUCACCAAUUUCUAACCUAACAGCUGACUCGCCGGUACCAAUAGUGAUCCCUGCGUCGCCGUACAGUGCUGAUUUGGCGGAUAUUGUGGACAACAGUCAACAGCCAAUUGUCAAUUGUCAACAGUCGAUUGUGAACAGCACAGUGCCAAUUGUGGCCGCCGACAAGUCUCGCUACAAGAAGAUGGCGCCUAAACUUGUCAUUCCCAGCCAGCAGUCUCAGAUGAAAGUGAUCAGGCCUCAGCGGAAACGGAAGACGGCGGUCGCUGCUCAGACGAAAAGUGGCGGGAAACGGUCGAAAGCGGAUGGCGGGAAAUUCAAAAGUGUGUCGGCCACGGUUGCUAGGCAACCAGAGACGACGCCCGCCAAUCAGAACAGUGAUAGGACUGUCGCCUGUAUGGCACCCACCAACUCACAACAGUCCAUGAAAUUUGCAAGAAAUCAAGAUUUUAAUAAUACUCUCUUCAAGUCGCAGGAAAUCGACAAUCAUGUAGACACCAUACAAAAUGACCUGGACACACUGAAAGAGCUUCUAAAGGGCGAAUCAAUUAGUUUGGACGCAAAUACAUUGUUGGGGAAACUUUCAUCCAGCACCCUUAGUCAAUAUUUGACUUUUAACAAGAAUGAAGACUACGAAUUUGACAAAACUUCAGAUUCGGUUAGUGAAUAGUAUUUUUUACUUAGA